This is a messenger RNA of Seminavis robusta, 1799 nucleotides long. NCBI's taxonomy places the organism in Eukaryota, Bacillariophyta, Bacillariophyceae, Naviculales, Naviculaceae. The record is from the annotation of a GenBank genome assembly.
UGUUCUUUUCUUGGAUCGAUCGAUCUUGUGAAGAUUCAAAGCCCAACUUGGGGUGCCUUCUAGUUCUAGCACCAUAGGCACAGUCACAGGCUAGUCCACAGGAGCUGAUGUUGUAGGUCACUGAAAGUAGCUCUCGAGUAGCCCACAGGAUAUCGAUUCAAGAACUUAUCGUGUGAAGAUCUCACAGUCUACCUGUAUGGACGAAACGUGUGCCCGAGAUACAGGUAGACUGCCGCUUGUUACUCAAAACAAGUAAGAUGUAUCAACAGCGUUGGUGCGGGAGUCGAUGACACUUCAACAUGCACAGCGCGAGAAACCAUGGAGCCACCCUCGAACUCCUCGCCACUCUGCAAUCUUUUGUUGCCAUCAGGACUCAGCACAGAUCUGCGUAUGAUUCGAUUCAACCCAAAGAUUGGGCCGAGAGACAGGCUGCAUCCGCUUCGACUGAAGGUUACGACCGCAACAGCAGAUCUUCUUGUUGUCUCCGGCUGAGUCAAGUCUCUCGAGUAAAGUAAGUGAUACGAAACCGGUACCAGUACUCGAUGACCCAGGACUGGACCUGUAUACGGUCCCUUUCCCACACCAAAACAACAAGACCAAGAAGCAAGGAACGCAAGCCCGAUUAGUUCUGUUGAAAUAGGCUCAUAAAGACUAAAAUAUAUAUUUCAACAUGACCAACUCAACAAACGUCAAUGCUAUCCCAAUAGCCUACCCAAGCCAACCUUACAUCGAACUUCCCAAAAGGCUUCAAGUCCACUUUGUGGCUGUUCCGAAGACUGGCCAGCCUGUGGGUGUCAACCUCACUCAAAAUGGAACCGACCAUGUGUUGAUCAGCGGUAUGGAAGCUUCAAGCCCGUUGCAGAACACACCGGUUGCACCAGGGCAACUUCUAUUGGCCGUGAAUGGGAAUUCUUGCCUGCCUAGUGCCUCUGCCGCCACAAAGUUGAUCCGAGACACAAACUCCCCAUCGUUUCUCGUUUGCGACAAGCCCCAGAGCAACUCUUGCAUUCAUGUGGUUACAGCCCCCUUUAGUCGGCAAAAUCCAGGCGCCCUUUUUGCUUCCAUCCGUGGGGGCGCUCUAGUCGCAGUGAGUAAGGUGUUCAAGACAGGGCCAUUCGCGGACAAAGACAUUCAGAAAGGCGAUAUUGUUGUUGCUGUCAACGGAGUGCCCGUCGCCUCCCCUGAGGAUGCCAAGAAGGCCCUGCUGAAACCCAUGGCGAAGAGCUCAGUCACAGUCCUGCACGUUCUUAGCAUGGAAAUGCUUCGAAAGGCCAUUGCGGGUUCUGUCACUGCCCGCAGUGGAAUCUCCAUUGAAAUCGAUGUUUACUCGAAGGCGCCGUACCUGGUUUUUUACCGUCGCGGCAAGCGAGGAAAACGACUUGUCUCAGUCAGACAUGAUCCAGAAACUCUUCACCUGGUUGACCAAGGCUUGGUGACCGAGCUCCCAAAAGGCUCAUCCCGAGAAAUACAUUUGGUCCCCUUCAUUAAACAUUUCAAUGAGCUACUGGAGGUCGCACUUGACAUUUUUGAGGAUGAUGUGUGCGAGACUGAAUGGAGAUACCUUACUAGUGCAGCCAGGAUAUCAAGCGACACGCCUGCCCUACCCAUCCCAGCGGAACGAACGAUGCAACGUGUCUCUUCAAGCAUUCCUGUUGUGCAAGCAACGUUCGUUCCAAUGGAAGGCUAGACAUCUCUACAAGAAAAAGUGGCCUUGAUGACUCUACACGUAAUAGAAGAGCGAAUAAUCCAAGACUCUAGCUCUACACACUUGUAUUAUCAUUAAUUUUUUAUGUCCUCAA